Molecule: messenger RNA, 878 nt
Organism: Phalaenopsis equestris
Lineage: Eukaryota; Viridiplantae; Streptophyta; Magnoliopsida; Asparagales; Orchidaceae
Product: transcription factor HEC2-like
Exons: 1
Coding region: 13-708 (231 amino acids)
Biological process (GO): regulation of DNA-templated transcription
Molecular function (GO): protein dimerization activity; DNA-binding transcription factor activity
Source: RefSeq, a predicted model, not a curated record
AUAUGCAUCCUAAUGCCCACCCCACCCCACUCCACUCCCUUCUAUCUGUACAAAACCUCACACCCCUAUUACUUAUUUAUGGACAUACCUAGCACCAACAAAACCUCAAGUAGCAGCUCCCAUUCCUGGGAUCUCCUUGACAUGGGCAACCACCUCUUCAUUGAUCACCAUCAACUACCCAACAAACCACACCAUCCUCCGCUGAUGACACCUUCUCCGCAUCCUUUCGAACCCACCUUCCAUCCAUCUGCUCUCCAAUAUCAGCCAACACCCACCACCGACGACGCUCACAACGAACUCGGCGCCAUGAAGGAGAUGAUAUACAAGAUUGCCGCCAUGCAGCCUGUCGAUAUUGAUCCCACAACCAUCAAGAAGCCGCGCCGCCGAAACGUGAAAAUCAGCGACGAUCCCCAGAGCGUUGCCGCCCGCCACCGACGCGAGAAGAUCAGCGAGCGCAUCAGGAUACUUCAGCGGCUUGUCCCCGGAGGAACAAAGAUGGACACUGCAUCCAUGCUUGACGAAGCCAUACGCUACGUGAAAUUCCUAAAGAGGCAAGUCCAGCAGUUGCAGGCAAACCCCACCGCGCCAAUUAAUGCCGCCAUGGCUGCCACAAGCCCGAUCGGCUCUGCAGCAGACUGGCCUGCUGCGGCAACAGCCACCGGGUUCAGAUUUGUUGCUGAUGGAUCUGGAAGCAGUAGCAUGGGCUGAGAAUCCGAGAUCGCAGUUGGUAAAUUAAUUUGUUACUUGUAGUCUAAUUUUAUGGAAGUUUAUAGGUUAAUUUAGUAACACACCAAUACGGUAGACUUGACUCAUGGUUUAUCUCUGUAUAUUUUAUAAUAAAUAAGUCUGUUGAAUUGGAACUUGAAAUAUGGUUGCAU